Saccoglossus kowalevskii is the source of this 3333-nucleotide messenger RNA. RefSeq names its product xaa-Pro aminopeptidase 1-like. Gene Ontology annotation, molecular function: metalloaminopeptidase activity. The record is from RefSeq and is a predicted model, not a curated record. Lineage: Eukaryota; Metazoa; Hemichordata; Enteropneusta; Harrimaniidae.
AGUGAAUACAUUGCUAACUGUGAUAGGAGAAUGACUUGGCUGACUGGAUUUGACGGCACAGCAGGUGAUUAUAACACUCCGGAAAUAUGGGAAUGGCUUGACAUGUUUCUUCCUCCGGAUAGUGAUGUUGGCUUUGACCCUUUUCUGCUUACAGCAACUGAGUAUAUUUUCUAUGAGAGAUGGUUUUUCCAAUCGCCCAAAGAACUUCGAAUGUACUCACACGAAGAGAAUCUUGUAGACAAUAUUUGGCAUGCUAGACCAGUAUGCCCGGAUGUAGAACCAAUAUUUAUACUGGAUCAAAUAUGGAGUGGCAACCACUGGGCUAACAAAAUAGAACAAGUACGUCAUGAAAUGAGAAGAUAUAAUGCUGACAUGCUCGUGUUGCAUGGAUUGGACGAAAGUGCCUGGUUAUACAACCUGCGAGGUAUUGAUAUCCCAUACAAUCCUGUGUACUUCAGUUACACAAUUGUAACGUUCGUUGAAUCAGUAACCUUCAUACAAAGUGAAAAGGUACAAAAAGAAGAGAUUCGAAAACAUCUAAAUUUGGAUAAAUCCGUGGACUGCAUGAACACUGACCAGUCUCAAUACUGCGUACGGCACUAUGAUUAUGAAGAAUUCUUGGACAUAUUAUCACAAAUGGCCAAUCUACCAUCAAUUAGAAAAGUGUGGAUUAGUGAUCACGCAAGUUAUGCUAUAUACAGUGGUGUACCUGAGAUUAAACGGAUGAUGAAGCAAUCACCGGUACUACUGAUGAAAUCAAUUAAAAAUAAUGCUGAGAUUACUGGAAUGAUAGAAGGCUAUCUGCAAGAUUCUAUCGCCCUCAACGAAUUCUUUCACUGGUUAGAGGAGCAGGUACACAUUGCAAAGGGGGAUAUUAUGUUGUUGAGUGAAAUGACAUGUGUGGAAAAAUUGUUCGAGUUCAGAUCACAACAGCCGGAUUUUAUCAUGGAGAGCUUUCCAACUAUUUCAGCUUUUGGACCAAAUGCAGCUGUCGUGCAUUAUAAGGCAACCACAGAAACCAAUAGAGCAAUAACUGAUACUGGACUGUAUCUGCUGGACUCCGGAGCGCAAUUCAGAUGUGGUGCUACUACCGAUUCGACAAGAACAGUUCACUACGGAAUACCGACGCGUGCACAACGGGAAGCAUAUACUCGUGUGUUAAUGGGACAUAUAGAACUUGCCUUAUCUGUGUUCCCAGAACGAACAUAUGGCAGUGGUCUGGAUUCAGCAGCGAGGAAGUAUCUUUGGUAUUCAGGCUUAGACUAUGGACAUGGAACUGGUCAUGGAGUAGGGGCGUGUCUGAAUGCACGUGAAGGUCCAAUUCGUAUUGGGAAAACGCAGACAAGGAACGAGGAGCCGUUAUACACUGGCAUGUUUAUAUCAAAUGAACCUGGUUAUUAUGAGUACGAUGAUUUCGGUGUGCGUUUGGAAAACGUGUUUUUGGUUUCGCCAACACAGAGAAGGAUUGAUUGGUUAAACGUGUAUAACCAGGACUUACGAUUUGCUAUCGGCGACAGACUGUACAAGAGAAACCAAUUAGCAUAUCACUGGAUGAUCAACAACACAAUGCCCAUAUAUAGAGAUGGCGUCUCUGUACAUCCAAAGCAUGGUUUUAUAUGGACCAAUGGAACCACAGCAUUUCAGUCGCAGUUCUCCUGUAUUAGUGGAACCAUCAGUGUUGAAAAAACUGUGCAACUUGGAGAGUUUAACAGUGAUGUAUAUGGUUUGGGAUGGAGUGCUGAUACAUUGUGUAACCAGUGUUACAUUGCUGUACAGUUACAAAGUAAGAUCGGAAUCUGGAAAGUACAACUAAUUGUUGAUGCAUUCAAGUUAACUGAAAUUCUUGAAAUCAAAAGAGAGAAUUUACUUCCACAUGGAUUUGUAUGGCAUCCAAGUCUUCCUGUGUUGUGUGUGCUGACUAAGUCAAAGGUGGAAAUAUUUCACAUUGAAACACCGCAAGAGUACAAUUUACAUUGUGGACAUGCCAUCAGUGGAGGCCUGUGGAUGAAAGGUGGUGAAAAACUUGUAAUCUCGGAUGGGGCGUCAUUGGUGGUGUGUAAUUUUACUGACCUAAGAACAUCUAUCAAAGAUGUUAAAAUAGUUGAAUGGGAAGUUCCCAAUAUUGAUGGUAAGAUAUGUUCCAUGGAUGUGAUAGAUUGUAAUCAGCUUGUUAUCACAUCAAAUCUACCAUUAGAUCGAUUGAUAUCACACUGCAAACUAGAUAUGUUUGAAGCCGCGGACGUCCCCCAUGAUAUAAGUGAUGGUUUGUGUUCAUCAAAACAUUCAGAUACAAAAAAAGUGAAUCUUAGUACUGCUACUUUGCAUAAAGAAUUAGAUGUCACCAAAAAAGGACCAAUAGAUUUGACUGCAUUAAUAGUAGGCAAGAAAGAAGAGUCGGCCUCUAAUAAAGUAGUUACAACUGUUCUUGGAGAUGAAGUUGAAAUGAAAACACCCAGUGUAGAACAUGGUGAGGAUAUUGAAACAUUGGAAAUCACAGGUGAAGACAAUGUUGAAGGUUCACUAUUUAAACUCAAAAGGACAAAGUUGCCUAAAUUACAAGAUUCAUCCCAGUUAUUAAUGAUAUCACUGGAUGGAGUUGAACCAACUAUUAUUCAUAGAGUCAACAUACCGGGUAUACUUGAACCAGACAUUAUAACAUGUCAUUCUGAGAAACUCAUUGCAGUGAGUAGUUCAGCUCACCAUAGUAUUGAAGUGUUUGGAAUUCAAGAGACAAAGCUACGAAAAGUAGAUCAUAUUGAUUUAGGAUGUGAGAUAAAAGUGAAAGGUUUACAUUAUAUGCUGAAGUCUACAGAUCUACUCGUCAUGUCAGGAAAACCAGAUUGUAUGAAUACUUCAUUCCCACCAUCUGGAAUUCAUACAUGGUAUGAUUUGUCAUUGAGCAUUUGUCAAAAACAUACAAUGCCUACAGGAAAUACCGAAAUGAGUCUCUCUACGAUGAAACUGCAUGUAAACUCAAAUGAAACAAGGUCACCACUUGUUGAAGAAAUUGUUGUACCAGAACAAGUUUCUUCGAUAGGAUCAGAAAAUGGAACAGCCACAAAUACUUAUCCCGGUAUUAAUGAUAUUGAGAUUAUUCAAGUGAUCCGUGCUGAUGAUAUAACUAAAAAAAAGAACUUUCUCUUGAAUAAUGGUCUACUACAGUUAGAUGCAGUCAAAAAAGCAUUUAAGUUACCAAUUGUGAUGUUAGUUAAUGAUAAGGGACAUAUAGUGUUGACAUCAGACAGUCAAGGAUAUAUUCCAAUCGAUUUCACCAAAAAUAAGUCCAGUCAAGGAUAUCCAACAAUAUUGAUCAUGGAUGGAAGAAAAGAUUGA